AUUUGGCCUGCGGGCGAAGGAAAACUUUUGCCUCUCUAUUUUCUGUCUUUUGGAAAGAGACAAACCGACAUAAGCUUCAUAUGAGUAUUCCAUUUUGACUCUUCACCGAAGUUCCCUUCAGCAGCUUUUCUACUUUGGAAGAUUCUGCAGUCAUGGAACACUACUGGAAAAGCCGACCUGUCGCAUAAGGGUUUUGGAAAUAUGCUGGUUCUCAGAACGAGUUCAAAGAGGCAGAGGCGCCCAAAUGUUAGGUUAGGAGAGAUAGGAGACGCUUCGGUCGCUUUUUCUUAUAAAGCUAGGGUGAAUUUGGAAGAGAAGAAAUGGAAAAAUGAGCCUAAAGAAACAGUUUUAAUCUUGAAUGAUGGGUUUUCUGGGCAAAUGUCACCAGGAUUAUUGGUUUCGGACCCUAAUGUAUCUCAAAAGUCUUCGGCCGAUGCGCUCCACAACAGAGAGAAUAGAAACCCUAAUUCUUCAAAGUUGUCUUCCGAGUUGGUGGUUUUGGGUGAAGCUGAUGCUGCCUCUAAACCUGCGGUGGAUUUCGGAAUUGUAAAGAGGAAGGGCCGGCUCAUGAAGCGAAGGGGACGGAGCAUGAUUGCUGGCACUGGUAUCUCCAGUAAGGCCUGGAAUUGCAAAGUUGCUUCUGAAGUUAACAAUGAAAAUGGGAAAGGACACAGAAGCAGUGAUUUUGUUGGUCCAACAUCAAAUGCAUCUCAUGAUGUUGACAAUGUCAGUGGAUUUAAGGAUUCCUCUGGUCGUGAAACUUCUGAUACAAGCAAAGGAGACCAUCAGAAUGAGUGUUUUGAACCCUUUUCAGCUGUGCAGGUGUGCGGUGAUCAGGAUGAGUUUUGGAAAGGAGAAGCUAGCAUAGUAGGUGAUACCUUGUACUCUGACGAUGGUCCUUGUGUAAACCCCAAAUCUGGUGCUGAAUAUGACAAGAUGGAAGUUGGUGGUAUUGUUGUAAAUUGUGUUAGGACAUGGCUGGAGGAGCUUGGGUUUGGCCAGUAUGCAGGAAUAUUUGAAGUGCAUGAGGUGGACGAGGAGGCAUUGCCGUUACUGACUUUUGAAGAUCUCAAAGAGAUGGGUAUAAAUACUGUUGGGCCACGGAGAAAGAUGUACACUGCAAUUCAGCAUCUAAGGGAACAAGGAGGAUUUUCUGUUUGAUCAGGCACUCCAUAGAAUAGAUAGGUGAUAUUGCCUUUACUGGCUUUUUUGUGUAAAAGGAAAAUGGUACCCAUGGAAUGUAAGUUGGCAUUUUGCUAAUGCUUUUUUUUUUGUCAAGUGGAUCAGCUUACUUGCUUUCCUUUUAUGUAGAAAGAAAAUGGCACCCAUGAAAUGUAAGUUGGCAUUUUGCUAAUGUUUUCCUUUUGUUAA
Molecule: messenger RNA, 1371 nt
Organism: Macadamia integrifolia
Lineage: Eukaryota; Viridiplantae; Streptophyta; Magnoliopsida; Proteales; Proteaceae
Exons: 2
Coding region: 202-1161 (319 amino acids)
Molecular function (GO): protein binding
Source: RefSeq, a predicted model, not a curated record